Oryzias melastigma (Indian medaka) is the source of this 1475-nucleotide messenger RNA. Its product is annotated as NLR family CARD domain-containing protein 3-like. Bases 60 to 1475 code for a protein of 471 amino acids. The transcript is spliced from 6 exons. The record is from RefSeq and is a predicted model, not a curated record. Lineage: Eukaryota; Metazoa; Chordata; Actinopteri; Beloniformes; Adrianichthyidae.
UCAAGUAUGAUGGAGGAGCUGAGACAGAUCCUCACUGGAGUCCAGAGAGCAGGAAGACGAUGGAGUCUCUGGGAAAACUGGCUUUUGAGCAGCUGCAGAAAGGAAACCUGAUCUUCUAUGAAUCCGACCUAACAGAGUGUGGCAUCGAUAUCAGAGCAGCCUCAGUGUACUCAGGAGUGUUCACACAGAUCUUUAGAGAGGAGAGAGGCCUGUACCAGGACAAGGUGUUCUGCUUCAUCCAUCUGAGUGUUCAGGAGUUUCUGGCUGCUCUUCAUGUCCACCUGGCCUUCAUCACAUCUGGAGUCAACCUCAUUGAGGAACAACAGAGGACAUUAAGCCAUCUUUACCAGAGUGCUGUGAACAAGGCGUUACAAAGUCCCAAUGGACACCUGGACUUGUUCCUCCGCUUCCUCCUGGGUCUUUCAUUACAGACCAAUCAGAGUCUCCUACGAGGUCUGGUGACUAUGACAGGAAGUAGCUCACGGACCAAUCAGGAAACAGUCCAGUACAUCAAGGAGAAGAUCAGUAAGAAUCUGUCUACAGAGAAAAGCAUCAACCUGUUCCACUGUCUGAAUGAACUGAAUGAUGGUUCUCUAGUGGAGGAGAUCCAACAGUUCCUAAGUUCAGGACAUCUCUCCACAGAUAAACUGUCUCCUGCUCAGUGGUCUGCUCUGGUCUUCAUCUUACUGUCAUCGGAAGAAGAUCUGGAAGUGUUUGACCUGAAGAAAUAUUCUCGUUCAGAGGAGGCUCUUCUGAGGCUGCUGCCAGUGAUCAAAGCCUCCAACAAAUCUCUACUGAGAAGCUGUAAUCUGUCAGAGAGAAGCUGUGCAGCUCUGUCCUCAGUUCUCAGCUCUCAGUCCUCCAGACUCAGAGAUCUGGAUCUGAGUUUCAACAAGCUGCAGGAUCCAGGAGUGAAGCUUCUGUCUGCUGGACUGGAGAGUUCACACUGUAAACUGGAGAGUCUCAGAAGAAAGUGUCAGAUAGAUCAAGUUGCAGUGUUCAAAGAGUUUAAUAUUCGGCGCCACUACGAGACUCAUCAUAAAGACAAGUAUGACCACUUGAAAGGACAAAUAAGAAAAGACGAGAUAAACAAAUUGGUCGCUGGUCUGAAGAAACAGCAGUCUGCUUUUACGCGCAGCCGCGAUAUCGCUGAUGGGGCUGUAAGAGCCAGCUAUAUUAUUGCCAACGAGCUGGUCCAGGCAUCCAAGCCAUUUGCAGAUGAUGAGAGCACCGAUGUCACAGAUAUUGCUCAACUGGCCAUAUUCAUUAGAGGUGUUGAUGAAACUUUGGCCAUCACCGAGGAGCUGCUUGAAUUGGUGCCCAUGAAUGACACCACAACAGCAGAUGACAUUUUCAAGUCUCUUGUUGGAGCGCUGGACAAGGUGGAGGCAGACUGGUCCCGUGCUGUGAGCCUGGCGACCGACGUGAUCAUGACAUUCAUGCUGGCCUACCCCACACUGACGUGCGCUGGUUAA